AUGCCAGAAAUAGGGCCGAUGAUGCGAGCGCUCGAGCUGCAGCGGCUGAUCGAAGACAAAGUGACGGAAUGGCGCGAGAGGUCAGCGCGGGUCGCGGGCGCAAGCGUCGCCGACUCUUAUCAGCAGCCACUCAACUUCAAGAGGCACAAUAACAGACGCAAAAACAGCAGUGAAAUAAACAGAAUCAUCGCAAAGUACUCCAAAACGCGCAACAGAACUGGCGAGAAGCACAGCGUGCUGCAACACAUACCUGAACAGCCGCCGACGCGACCUGCCAGGCAUAAGAAGCCCUUUGCUAAACUGAAAUCGUCAAGGAGCGAGGAUAACCUAGUCAGCGUUGGAUCAAUGGACGUUCACGCGCACCCGGACCCCGAAAAGACGCCGCCGCCAAGGUUCAACCUAACCAAAUACAACGCCAAAAGUUGUGAGGACAUCACAGCGUUUGUUGAUAUCGAUCACACGAUGAAAAGUAAACAUUUUCAGGAGAAAAGCAUUCUGAACGCGAAGCCGAUGUCUCAAACACGGCCGAAACUGCAUAGUAUAUGCGAAGACAUGUUUGAUAUUUCCGAAUUCAAGGACAGUGGUGUGGAGUUAAGGCACAAAGAUAACUUUGCAACGUCUACUCCUUUAACUAACAGAAGGACAUGUCCACCUAUUGAUUCAGUGUCAAUGAUCAGUUUCGAUAAGUGUACAAAAUUCUCGCGUAGUGAUGUUGACAAACUUAGAAAGGGUAGUUCGGAACCAGACAUCUUAAGUGAUAAGUCCAAUCUAAAAUUGGAUGAGCAAACCAGUGACGCAAAAAGUUUGGACGGCAAGAAACGGUGGAAGAUUCUGAAACCACACUUUCGGAGAGGAACAUUCGACUGUAUACUACGCUGGCGUGGGAAAAAACCACAGCCAUUACAAACCAAAAUACAAGAGGUGGAUGACAGUUUCUUCGAAAAAUUUGGUUCUAUCCUGAAACAAGUUUCACAACGGGCUGCACUAGAAGAGUCGACCCCUUUGGCGCCGUUAAAGGAGGCGGAAGAGCAAGAUGGCGAACAGAAAGAAGUUACGGACUUACAAGGGAGUCCUGGACAAGAUUCCGAUAGCGGAAACGAGACUUUGAUGGACACUGACUCCGAGCCCGAAGAUCCAGAAAAGAUUGACCUCUACGUAGAAGCUGUUGGGUGGAAUGUCGAUGAACUGUACCUAGAAGUUCUCUAUGAGAUCUUGCACAAUGUGGGAGGCUGCGACAUGGGCUGCGAGGUGGGGCAGCAGACGAUGCUGUCCUACGUUCAGGAGGCCUUCAAAAUUGCCAACGAGAAGCACACUCAACUGCUGACGAAGGCUGAAGCCAAAGAGCCGCCGGAGCUGAUGCUGAAUGUGGAAGUGGUGGAGGCGAAGGACUUGGUACCUAAAGACCCGAGUGGACUCAGCGACCCCUUUGUCACAAUCUAUUUGAUGUCCAACUCUUCGCAAAGAUAUAACACAUCUGUGAAGUCGGGCACGCUCAACCCUUUAUGGGAGGAGCAUUUUUCACUGCCAAUGCCGGGAAACCUACACGAAGACUCGUUAAUAUUAGAAGUAUGGGAUUUUGAUCCGGCCGAGACAGUAAAGGAGAAAAUGACGAAAAUAUUUGAAGUCAAAGGCGUCAAAGGUCUCCGCAAAUUGAUGAAGGAAAUCGCAAUCACUGCCUCUACCGGGAAGCACGACAAUGAACUAAUCGGGACUUCUAACAUACCACUAAAAUCGAUACCGGCGGGCGGUAUGACGAUGUGGUUCAACCUGAGCAAGAAGAGCAAGCUGCGGCGGCAGGGCGUCGUGAAGCUGCGACUAAACUUCUCCUCCGAGAAGAACUCGCAGGUCGCUGCUCAGGAGCACCGGCAUCUGUUGAGGAUACUGCUCCUACACGAACUCGAGAGCUCUAAGGUCGCACCAUUUUGGUGGUGCGGCAACUUCAGCGCACCGGCGGAAGCGAUCCUCACCCAGCACGCGGCCCAAAGCGGCUUAAGCCAGACCGACAAUUGGCUGGCGCAGUGGUCGGUCUUCUGCGCAGUCACGGCCGACCACCCUCUCAGCUUUGCGCUCUUCAAUCAGCUGCUGGAAAAGAUCGCAAAGCCCCUACAAUCCGGAUUGGUCAACGAGGAGGACGUGAAGCUGUUCUGGGAGGGCGCGAAGAAACUGCUGCCGACAUGCUACAGCCACAUCAGGAAACUGCGCAAGAAGACCGCCGGCGACAAAACGGUGAUGAAGACCCUGCGGGAGGUGCUGAAGAUACUGUACCGUUUAUCGGCGCUGGACGUCCCGGAGUCUGUGGACCUGUUCCCGGUGAGCCUGUACGGCUGGCUGAGGGAGAACGAUGACGGCUGCAAGCUGAGCAUACACGAGGUGCUGAACCAGGCGGCGGUGCAAGGCGCCUCCGACUGGUUCGUGCACAUACUGGACAACAACGAGUGCAAGGACCGCACCGAGGACUCGAGGCUGCAGCACCUGAUCAGGGUGAUACAGCUCGUGCGCUCCGACCUGCAGCGGGCCGUGGAGUACUUCGACAGGGUUUUCGUCGAGGUCAUGAGUUUCCCCUACUCGAAAGUGCUGUACGGGGUGUACGAAAGCAAGAUAGCGUCACUAGUUGAGCCGGAGGUGAUCCAAGUGUGCAAGAGCCUGAAGCGGCUGCAGUACGACGAGGGCUCCACCAACAGCGUGUAUUUGGCGGGCGGGCUGAACGGGGAGACGGGCCUCGGCGCCCCGAGGGUGGACCACGAGCCCCUGGCGAUGGGCACCACGCUCUUCGAGCUGUACCUGGCGCUGCAGAGGUUCCUCGCUCUCGGGCAAGGUCUGAACGAGACCGAAUGGAGUUCAUACGCGAUUUCAAAGUUCCACUCGUGGUUCUACGGCGGCGUGGCCCAGUGGCUGGACAUCGCUGCGUACAAGGCGCUCACUCGCAUCGAGAAGGCCGUGGACCUGGACAACCUGGUGCCGGUGGACGCCAACGUCAAGUACAGCAGCUCCGGCGUGGACACGCUCGCUAUAUUCUACCAGAUCAAGAUAUUCUGGCAGCAGCUCGCCUGGCCAGACGUCGAGGGAUGCUACACGUUCGUCGCCAAGAUCGUCGAUGACAUCUGCCGCUGCUGCGUGUUCUACUCGGACAAGAUGGCGGGCCGCGUCGACAACGUGGGCACGGUGAGCACCGUUUACGAGGAGCGCUUCGAGGUGACCACGGAGUGGUGCGUCGCCAUCAACAACAUCGACUACGUGCGCCAGAGCCUGCAGCCGUUCGUGCAGGAGCUGGACAUGGACGAGAUCAUCCGGCGGAUGUGCGAGGCCAGGUCGCCGCUGGAGGCGCAGAGAUGCAAGGAGACUCUUCAAAAUGUUAUGGCAAACGCGAUUGACACAGUAAAAAACAAAAUUGUGGAUCUGUUAGAAGUUAUGGUGAAAAAGAUGAUGCCCUCUAUCACCCGUUUCUUGAUAGAAGGGGCGGAGUUGCUGCACCAAGACUGUUCCAGCAUGGAUCGGGUCAUGCGCUACUUAGAAGCCAAUCUUGACACCCUUUACCAGCAUCUAAACAACGAGAACUUCUCUAGAACGUUAGACAUAGUCUGGGAGCAAUUAGGAGAGGUCUUAUACGAAUUGAUUCAGGCCAAUUUAGAGCACCGAAGGGCAAAGAUAACUCGCUAUAUCGACCCGAGGCGCUUGAACAAAUCGGCAGCCGCACAGUUGGACGCGAAGCGCCGUCCGCCGUCGUUCUUCUCGAACCUCCACGAGUGCCUGAAGAUAAUGGUGCGUUCCUUCCGCCAAGACAACAAAGAGGUCUACACGUCGGAGACGCUGAAGCGAGUGGAGUACUUGCUGAAGAUCCACGGCAUGGAGACCAGGGAGCUGAUCCACCAGUACCACCUGGAGAGGUGGCAGGAGCAGCAGACGAUAAGCGAGCCCAAGAUGGGCGUGCUAACGGUGCGCGCGCAGUUCAUUGACGACAACCUGAAAAUCGAAAUCAUGAACGCGAGGAAUCUCACGCCGACGGACUCGAACGGUUUCUGUGAUUCAUAUGUUCGCGUAGCGUUGCUGCCGGAAGAUUUAUUCACCAACGUGGUCAAGCCCAAAACACAAACACACAACAAGAAUCUCUUCCCCUUAUACGAUGAAAUGUUUCUAAUACCGCUGACGGCAGAGCAGCGGCGCGCCCCCGACGGGCUUCUGCACCUGGUCGUGAAGGACAAGGACAUGCUCAGCAUCAGCAACACGUUCGUGGGCGAGGCGUACCUGCACUUCAGCGAGGUGCCCGCCACCCCGGCGCCCAUCACCAGCCUGCCGCAGCAGCACUUGCCGCUCAGCAGGCCCGUGGACUUCGAUGGCGACGCAAUUAAAGCCCUGGAGUCGAGACAAGGCGAUAAACAAGCGAGAGAGUUCUUAAAGAAACAGAGACAGAAAAUUCCCAGCAAACAGUUCUUCUCGCUCGGU
This is a messenger RNA of Iphiclides podalirius (scarce swallowtail), 4440 nucleotides long. NCBI's taxonomy places the organism in Eukaryota, Metazoa, Arthropoda, Insecta, Lepidoptera, Papilionidae. The record is from the annotation of a GenBank genome assembly.